Messenger RNA from Chanos chanos (milkfish), 2818 nucleotides. RefSeq names its product argonaute RISC component 1 (gene ago1). Gene Ontology annotation, molecular function: protein binding; RNA binding. The transcript is spliced from 19 exons. NCBI's taxonomy places the organism in Eukaryota, Metazoa, Chordata, Actinopteri, Gonorynchiformes, Chanidae. The coding region runs from base 21 to 2597 and encodes 858 amino acids. The record is from RefSeq and is a predicted model, not a curated record.
CUCGCGGCUAAGUGGAUGGGAUGGAGCCGGGACCAUCUGGCGCUGUGCCCAUGGGGCCGUUCCCCCCACCCCUACAGCAGGUGUUCCAGGCUCCCCGCAGGCCAGGCAUGGGCACCGUGGGUAAACCCAUUAAACUCCUGGCCAAUUACUUUGAAGUGGAAAUCCCCAAAAUGGAUGUUUACCACUAUGAGGUGGACAUCAAACCUGACAAGUGCCCCCGUCGAGUCAACAGGGAAGUUGUGGAAUACAUGGUCCAGCAUUUUAAACCGCAGCUGUUCGGCGACAGAAAACCUGUGUAUGAUGGCAAGAAGAAUAUUUACACAGUAUUAGCUCUCCCCAUAGGGAGUGAGAAGGUGGAUUUUGAGGUUACUAUCCCGGGCGAGGGAAAAGAUCGUAUUUUCAAAGUGUCCAUUCGCUGGUUGGCGAAGGUUUCGUGGCGACUGCUGCAGGAGACAUUGGUCAGUGGGCGCCUGCAGGUUCCUAUGGACUCUGUCCAGGCUCUGGAUGUGGCCAUGAGGCAUCUGGCUUCCAUGAGGUACACUCCCGUGGGACGCUCCUUCUUUUCUCCUCCUGAAGGAUAUUACCACCCUCUGGGAGGAGGCAGGGAGGUGUGGUUUGGGUUCCAUCAGUCUGUACGACCCGCCAUGUGGAAGAUGAUGCUCAACAUCGAUGUCUCUGCGACGGCCUUCUACAAAGCUCAGCCUGUCAUUGAGUUCAUGUGUGAGGUCCUGGACAUUCGUAAUAUCGACGAACAGCCCAAGACGCUGACGGAUUCGCAAAGGGUCCGUUUCACCAAGGAGAUCAAAGGCCUUAAGGUGGAGGUGACACACUGCGGUCAAAUGAAGAGGAAGUAUCGCGUGUGUAACGUGACGCGGCGACCCGCCAGCCACCAAACGUUUCCCCUGCAGCUGGAGAGUGGACAGACAGUAGAAUGUACAGUGGCCCAGUAUUUCAAACAGAAAUACAACCUGCAACUGAAAUAUCCCCACCUGCCCUGCCUUCAGGUGGGCCAGGAACAAAAACACACCUACCUGCCCCUAGAGGUGUGUAAUAUAGUGGCAGGUCAGAGGUGCAUCAAAAAACUGACUGAUAAUCAGACAUCCACCAUGAUCAAAGCCACAGCCCGCUCAGCCCCAGACAGACAGGAGGAGAUCAGCAGACUGAUGAAGAAUGCUAAUUUUAAUCUGGACCCUUAUAUCCAAGAAUUUGGGAUUAAGGUGAAAGAUGACAUGGCAGAAGUGACAGGGAGAGUCCUGCCAGCCCCAAUCCUACAGUACGGAGGAAGGAACCGGGCCAUCGCCACGCCUAAUCAAGGAGUGUGGGACAUGAGGGGGAAACAGUUCUACAACGGCAUCGAGAUUAAGGUGUGGGCCAUCGCCUGCUUCGCCCCGCAGAAACAGUGCCGCGAGGAGGUGCUCAAGAACUUCACAGACCAGCUGCGUAAGAUCUCAAAGGAUGCUGGGAUGCCCAUCCAGGGUCAGCCGUGUUUUUGUAAGUACGCCCAGGGAGCCGACAGCGUGGAGCCCAUGUUCAGGCACCUGAAGAACACCUACUCUGGUCUCCAGCUCAUCAUCGUCAUCCUGCCUGGAAAAACCCCUGUCUAUGCCGAGGUGAAGCGUGUAGGAGACACUCUUUUAGGAAUGGCCACUCAGUGUGUGCAGGUGAAGAACGUGGUAAAAACGUCCCCUCAGACCCUCUCCAACCUCUGCCUCAAAAUCAACGUCAAACUGGGCGGCAUCAACAACAUCCUGGUACCACACCAGCGGUCUGCCGUUUUCCAGCAGCCAGUCAUUUUCCUCGGGGCAGAUGUUACACACCCACCAGCUGGGGACGGGAAGAAGCCUUCCAUUACUGCAGUGGUGGGUAGUAUGGAUGCCCACCCCAGCAGGUACUGCGCUACAGUGAGGGUCCAGAGGCCCAGGCAGGAGAUCAUUGAGGAUCUGUCCUACAUGGUACGGGAGCUGCUCAUCCAGUUCUACAAGUCGACCCGCUUCAAGCCCACACGCAUCAUCUUCUACAGGGACGGGGUCCCAGAGGGCCAGCUGCCUCAGAUCCUCCACUACGAGCUGCUGGCCAUCAGAGACGCUUGCAUCAAACUGGAGAAAGAUUACCAGCCUGGCAUCACCUACAUCGUCGUGCAAAAACGCCACCACACCCGUCUCUUCUGUGCCGACAAGUCAGAGAGGAUUGGAAAGAGUGGGAACAUUCCAGCAGGAACCACCGUGGACACCAGCAUCACACAUCCUUUUGAGUUUGACUUCUACCUGUGCAGCCAUGCGGGUAUUCAGGGCACCAGCCGGCCCUCCCACUACUACGUCCUUUGGGACGACAAUCGCUUUACGGCUGACGAGCUGCAGAUCCUUACCUACCAGCUGUGCCACACCUAUGUGCGCUGUACCCGCUCCGUCUCCAUCCCCGCGCCAGCCUACUACGCCAGGCUCGUGGCCUUCCGCGCCCGCUACCACUUGGUGGACAAGGAGCACGACAGUGGAGAAGGCAGCCAUGUGUCUGGGCAGAGUAACGGCCGAGACCCCCAGGCUUUGGCCAAAGCUGUUCAGAUUCACCACGACACCCUGAGGACCAUGUACUUCGCCUGAACGCGUCUUGUUCUCCACUUUCUCCUUCACGUCUUCAACGCCGUUCAGUCUGGUCGGAGAGCAUGCAGGCACCCCAUCGCUUCUGUUAGCCCUGCACCUAGAGCCAGUUCAACCCAGUACCACCCAGUACUCCAGUAACCCGCUCAACCUGAUCAGAACUGACUGACUUUGGAGCCUCCUGCCGUUAUGGUGAUCCAUUUUUAACCUUGCUGGACAACCAC